This is a messenger RNA of Ooceraea biroi (clonal raider ant), 2690 nucleotides long. RefSeq lists its product as uncharacterized. The record is from RefSeq and is a predicted model, not a curated record. Lineage: Eukaryota; Metazoa; Arthropoda; Insecta; Hymenoptera; Formicidae.
AUGUUAUAAAAAUUUUCGUAUUGCGCUUUUACAGUGCGCGAUUUGCGGGAAUACAAGAAUGAUUUAGUCAUUAGUUGCGUCCACUUUCUGCAAAUUUUGUGACACCCGGUAUAUUGGUAAGAUAGGAGUACGCACCGCUGGUUCGCGAACCUGCAGAUACUACAGUUUGCAAUCGUCUCCGCUCAAAGGUGGAAGCGGAAUCCAAGUGUGCAUUGUCGUAAGAAUUCGUAAGAAGCGCUUCUUACGUUUUAAGCAAUUAAAUUAAUACAUUCGAUAUAUUAUAAAAUAUAUAAAUUAUUCAGUUAAUGUCUCUCACGCGCAAGUUUCAGUAAAUAAAAUUUAAUUACAUACAAACGCAUGUGCAUGUACAGUGGUGCUUUUAUUUUUUAAAGUGAAAUGUGAAAUCAAAUAAUGAAAAUAUAAAUACUAACACAGAAAUAAUAUGAAGAUUUCAUUGUUCUCAUCAAUGAGAUUUCAAGAUUAUCAAAAUUUUAUGAAGUACUGAAAGUUUAAAGAACAGUUCUUCGCAAUUGACGAAGGUAUAUCUUCAAAGGUAUAUCAAUUAGUUAAUAACAUAUAAUUUAAACGUAAAUUCCAGAAAUCAAAAUGUAAAUGUAAAACAUGUGAUGAGCAUCGAUUACACUUCAUUUCCUAAAUUUAGAAUUAAUUUGCCCUAUAAUUAUUCGAUUAAUCGAGUAAAUAAUUGUAUUCCAGUUUGCUCGAGAAUUUACAACGUGUAAUUUGCAUCAUAUUUUACUUUAUACAUACAAAAUCAAGUUUUAUUUUGUUACGCCAACUAUAGAUAGUAUGACUGGUUUCUGCGUAAUUUCUGACACUUUUUACUCGACUUAAUUUGCUUCUUGUAAUAUAAAAAAAUCGUUGUUAACACAAUUCCUGUUCACGUUGCUUGUGCCUUCGACAUUAAAUGCGAGACUCGUCAGAUCAUGAUACUGUAAUCGUGCUAAUAACACGUAACGUGACGUUACAUUAUGAGUUACAUUCUACAUUCUUCGCAUACUUCCGCGUGACUCUCUUGAUGAAACGCGCGAAUUUGCGAUGCGGAGAAACAAAAUAACGGGCCACAGCAGAACUGGCUCGCCCGGCUAUCUUGUCACGGUGAACCUCAAGCACGUGUUCCGUAUUGAUUUCGGAUUUUUUGUAAUUCCAUCCGAGUCGAGCGUUGGAAACAAAGCGUUGAAGCGCUGUUCAGCGAUUUUCACAAAAAUGUUGAUUUCAACAAUUCAAGUGGUUUGUGUCCUGAAUAAAAUAAAUAUCACUUUCAUCUAUUUCAGCCAAUCGAUCGCGAGACGACGCGAGUGAAUACGAUAAAGUGCGAUUUUAUUUAAUUUCUGACAAAAAGAAACGUAACAAGAAAUUUUCAUAUGCGUAAUAUGCUGCGAACACCAAGGACCAUCAUUUUUAUGAUUUUGAUCUUCGUGAGUGCAUGUUCCUUCACGAUAUUGGAAGAAACAAGUAAUUCGACCGUAAUAUUAACACAUACGAAAAAUACAUCGGAUGAUGUAACGAGUACAGAAUCUGUUGUGACAUCCGUACCCUACGAGGGGGAAAAGCCGGAAAAUUCUUCCGAAACGAUUAUCGAACGUUUAUCGAACGAGACGUCUUCAAAGGAUAAAAAGAAAAAGGAGGAAAGUAUGGACUGUCACUUGGCGGAGGAAACGAAGGACAUGCUCAACUGUUUCUUCGUGACGGAUGAUGUCGCAGCAACUCAAGCAACAGAGAACGCGUCGCAGAAAAUGACCGACGAGAUGGAGCAGAAAGUGCCUACUAAGUUCAACGACACGUAUCCGCCAAAAAUUUUUCCCGAAGAUAAGGAUGUAAAGAGCAUCGACAAUGCGGAUGAAGCCACUCGAAGACGUCUGAAUCAUACGUUUUAUAUGAUUAUUACGCCGAAAAAGGUCACAGAUGCGUUUUCCAUGGGAGUAGAAAACAAGGACAAUGGAAAAAAUCCCGCUGCACUAUUGCCAGUGAGUAAGACAAGUAACGUUCAAGAUACGAGUCCUGGGAACAAUUCUGAAAUUGCAUCACAGAAAUCUGCAGACAAUGAAGGAAUGUCAGGUGGAAUGAUUGUGCUAACUGCGAUGCUCACAUUCUCAAUAGCGACAGCGAUAGUCUACGCCGGUGUGAUAGCGUAUAAGCGUUAUCUCGACUAUAGAUGCAAUCGACGACUGUUGCUUGAUAAUGAUUCAGAGUUUGAUGCGAAUGACUUGCAUCACUUUGAACUCUGAUGUACUCGAUGAAGAAGAAAAUUUAAACAAAGCAUCUAAAUAGUUCAUGAGCAUAAUUAUUUAAGUUAUUACAAAACAAUGUAAAGUUCCAUUGAUCUGUGAUAUAUUGCAGAAGUGCAUUAAAUGCUUUAUAGAGAAAAACUUGAAGCCAAAUAUACUUUUGGAUAGUAUAUUUUUAGUUAAUGCAAAAUAAGGUACAUACUUUUAACAAAUUAAUUUUAUUACUACAAAUGAGCUUAUUAAAUCAAAAUUUAUGAUUCUAUAUAUAUGUAUAUAUAUAUAUGUAUAUAUAUAUAGAUACAUAGAUAUAAUAAAUAUAUCUACUUUAAAUGUAUCAAAAAUCGUUGAUGUUAUCUAAAUGUUAGAUUCUUAUCACUUUCUAUAAGAAAUUAUAAGUAAAAUGUAAAUAAUAUAGAUUUAAUAAAUCAUUAAUAUAUUUUUAUA